This is a messenger RNA of Porites lobata, 1335 nucleotides long. Lineage: Eukaryota; Metazoa; Cnidaria; Anthozoa; Scleractinia; Poritidae. The record is from the annotation of a GenBank genome assembly.
UGGUUCAACUCUUACAUCAUCAAUCCUGAUGGUAGUGAAGGUCUGACCCCCUCUGUCGUCUAUUGUACCAUAACAGACAAGAAUGGAGUUGGCGUGACAAUUGUCAGUCACGAUAGUGAAAACAGAAUGCUCGUUUAUAGAUUGUUUUCACAGUGAUGUCAUCAAAUUGUAAAGUCAAGAUAGCGAGGUUUUACGAAUUCUUAUUUAACCUAGGUUGAAGAUAAACAAAAAGUAAAUCUUUGUACAAGUUUCCAUUCCCGUAGCAUGUUUCAUUUAAAAAAAAAAACAAUUUGAACUUCCAAGUUUUCACAGUGCGUGACACCAAAAUAGGAAUGCUGUCUCGUUGAAAAAAGUCUCUCCUCUUGAUUUUCAACAGUAUAACCAUUUCAAGUAUUAGAAGAUAUGUUUAUGCGCACGUAUACUAGUUCUCGAGUGAAAAGAAAGAGCUUUUUAUAGAAAAAGUGAACUCCAGACGUUUUUGUUGAUUUCCGGCGGUCAUAUUGGUGCACCAAAACGGUGCACCAAUAUGGCGUCUCCAUACAAAGCUCUACAAAGGUGCGUGAAACGUUUCGGCAAAUAACUCAGAAACUGUGGGCCACCAAGAUCUGAGACUUGGACAAAUUUUUCAAAAAUCAUUCUUUUAUAACAUUUCAUUUUCUUGGCUUCUUCCCCUGGACGGUUUACAAUUUAUUUUUUUCUUGCCUGACACUGAAAAAAAUCUAUAGAGCAAAGCAAGCAAGGCUGAUUUUACAGUCGGGAACUAUAUUUCUUUUACCAUUAUUCCAAAAGCACGGCCUUCUUUUUUCAGGGGUCUUACAUACAAUGAUAAGGUUAAGCUAAGACUUUUUAUUUUUAAAUAAAGAAAAGCGUGCAAUAUGAUACUAUAAUAACACUAGUGAAAAUUUUAGUAAGAAGAAGUGAACUUUAGCAAACUGACGUUUAUAUAUAUUUUCUGUUCUCAAAUAUUUUUAACGUUCACUUUUUUCUUAUUAAAAUUUUCACGUGUUAUCAUAGCAUCAUAUUGCACGCUAUUCUUUAUUAUUUUCAAAUUGUAACGUCGUAGCUUAACCUUAUCAUUGUAUAUAAGACCCUGAAGACCCUGAAGGCCGUGCCUUUCGAAAAAUUGGUAAAAGAAAUAUAUAUAUUCCCGACUGUAAAAUCAAUCAGCCUUGCUUCUUUUGUUUUAUAACUUUUUCCACUUAAAGCUGAUUAGAUCAUUUAUUAGGACCCGGUACUUCUUUUUUCGUAAGUUGGUCAUUGCUUUCAAAAUUGAGAAUGUUGGUGGACGGCUAUGAGCCAACUGGAAGUUACGUGCGCAAUAUGAGCUACCUCUGA